AAUAUUUUUAAAAAACAAAAUUCAAAUCAUUAUGGAUUCUCCCGAUUUAAAUGGUUUAUUUGAAUAUUUUGACAAGUUAAUUUCCAACUCCAGUACCAAAUUGGCAUUAUUGGAUUUCUAUUAUCAAAACGAUAAAAAUGAAUGUAUCGAAAUGAAUGCAAACAUUGGUCGCCUUCAAUUUUUAUUGCAUACAAUCGAUCAAUGUUUGGACGAAGCUGAAAAUGAAUUUGAAAUACAAUCCAAACGUUGUGUAGAUAUAUUGCAAUUAUUGGAAGAUCAUGUCAGCCAUAUUGAAGCAAAUUUACCGGCUUUAAAGACUGAAGAAAAACGAGUGGAUAAUAAAUCAAUUUCAAGAAAUGUAACCUAUACAAAUAUGGAUACGAAAAAGAUUAAGAAAAACAAUAAAUCGAAUAUUAUGAUGACCAAUGAUAAAAAGAAUGGCCAUUUGGCGACCAAACCAUCAUCGAAGGCAACAACCAAAUCAUCAAAUUCAUCACCAUUUCCAAUGAUGGAACAUCUAACCCAAGCAGAAUAUAAUUCAAUACCAAAAUAUAUGUUGAGUCGAUUAACUCUUUCUACAUUGAAUGAAUCGGUUGAUGCAUUUAAUCAUUCGAUAAUGUGCAAAUAUAUGUUUAUUCGAAAAUUUGAUUUACAUUCAACGAAAGAAACGGAAUAUAAACGUUAUCAAGAAUAUAAAUCACAUGAAAAUGCCGAUACAAAAGGCAUCUAUUUUGUCACCAUCAACGAUAUCAAAGAGUUGAGUUCGAUGAAAAAUGACUCAACAUUGCGAAAAGUAUUGAUCUGUCUUCGUCAUUGUAAACGAAUUAAAGAGAUUCGAGGAGGACAACCACCGAAAUUGAUUCGUUAUGGAUUAAUUUAAAUACAGAAAAAAAGUGGGCCAAAAAAGGAGACUGAUAAAAGAAUAAUGACCUUAGUAUGAUUUGCACUGAAAACAAAAAUGUUCAAAAAAUUUUUUUUACCAACAAACACUUAUUUUAAUGAUGAUGAUUACUAUGGUUACUAAUUUUUUUUUACAAACGGAAAUAAAUUAUGUUGAAAUUAAA
Dermatophagoides farinae (American house dust mite) is the source of this 1064-nucleotide messenger RNA. RefSeq lists its product as uncharacterized. Gene Ontology annotation, biological process: chromosome segregation; cell division; mitotic cell cycle. Gene Ontology annotation, cellular component: outer kinetochore; spindle microtubule; mitotic spindle. The record is from RefSeq and is a predicted model, not a curated record. NCBI's taxonomy places the organism in Eukaryota, Metazoa, Arthropoda, Arachnida, Sarcoptiformes, Pyroglyphidae. Gene Ontology annotation, molecular function: microtubule binding.